CUGCCAGUUGCCGCCAUCUAUACAUAGCCGCAGCAGCUCACCACCUUCCUUCCCUUCCUUUCCCUUUCUCUACUCUUUAUACUACCAUCCCUCCAUUUCUUCCCAUUCUACCUCUCCAUUUGUUCCCCUUUCAUCCCUUCAAAUCUCCCAUGGCAACACCAUCCGCACCUUCUAAAGAAGAAGCUUCCGAGACUCUAAAAUAUCAGACGUGGGUAUUGAAGGUGUCAAUCCACUGCGAAGGUUGCAAGAAGAAAGUAAGGAAAGUUUUAAAGGACAUCGAGGGGGUCUAUGCAACGUCGAUCGAUUCCGUGCAGAAUAAGGUUACAGUCACGGGCAACGUGGACUCCGAGACUCUAAUCAAGAAGCUUUUGAAAACGGGCAAGCAUGCCGAGCUCUGGCCUGAGAAGAAAGAUAAAAAGCCCUCAAAAUCCGAGGGCAAAAAGGAUAAAGAAGUAAAGAUAAGCGAAAAUGGUGAUGGCGAGAAGAAAUCCUCAGCAGCUGCAAUAAGCAAAAAUGGCGAGAAAGACAAGAAACUCGCAGCAACAGAAACCACCGACACAAAAUCCGCUGCAAAAACCGACGACGAAGGGUCGGCCGUCGACGAAGAGUCGGCCGUCACUGAAAAAACCAACGGCUCCCAAAGCAAGGACUCGAAAAAGACGGAAGACACCCCCACCGAAAAUCUGACCCACUCACCGCCUCAAACUAACACCGGCGAGAGCAGCGAGAAAGCCGGCGGUGGCAGCGGUGGUAAAAAGAAGAAAAAGAAAGGGCAAAACGCCAACAGCAACAACAGCAGCGAUGAACACCCCACCGCCGGCAACGGGAAUUCCGGCGAACCGACCGGAGAUGCGGCCAACAGAGCGGCUUCCUUCACUUUCAACCCAACAAAUCAGCCUCCAUACCCGUACCCGCCACCGUUCGCUCCUCAACCCAUGUACGUGGUCAGUUACAACACAGCGCAUCCUAGCAUGAGCCAUGGAGUCUCUUACUACGCUGCGCCACCCCCUUAUUAUGCGCACCAACCGGACAUUUCGGAAUCUUACCCGCCGGCUCCGUCGGGAUCUUACGACAUGUUCAGCGACGAAAACCCGAAUGGGUGCUCAGUCAUGUGAGGUGGUGUGAGUCGGAAGUGCAUACAGCGUGUUUUGGUGUAUGUGCAGUUAUUUUUGUAAUUAUGUAUUAUAGAAAGAGCUCCGAGGAAAUGAAAUAAAAUGCUUUUUGGGUGUUUUGUGGUGUAA
Molecule: messenger RNA, 1241 nt
Organism: Magnolia sinica
Lineage: Eukaryota; Viridiplantae; Streptophyta; Magnoliopsida; Magnoliales; Magnoliaceae
Product: heavy metal-associated isoprenylated plant protein 35-like
Exons: 3
Coding region: 150-1115 (321 amino acids)
Molecular function (GO): metal ion binding
Source: RefSeq, a predicted model, not a curated record